Molecule: messenger RNA, 1658 nt
Organism: Scheffersomyces amazonensis
Lineage: Eukaryota; Fungi; Ascomycota; Pichiomycetes; Serinales; Debaryomycetaceae
Exons: 1
Coding region: 360-1589 (409 amino acids)
Molecular function (GO): (S)-2-hydroxyglutarate dehydrogenase activity
Source: RefSeq, a predicted model, not a curated record
CAUCAUUUAAUACUACCGAAUUCUAGCCCCUAAUAUAGUUGUUAGUCUCUAAUUCUUAACCCCUUUGAAUUGUUCAGGGCAGCCGUAUGCAGGGUUUUCUCUGUAACUCAAAACAUUUUUACACUGUGCAGUCUAGUACAUCAAUACAUAGCAUUACCUAUUCCGGCAAGUAUGUAACUCUAUGUCAGGUGAUGCAGAUCGUGUGACUAGCGACACUAUUAUUAUAUACAAGCAAAUCACAAUAAUCCCGGGGUAUAUUUUUCAACCCUAUUCCGAAGGUAAACUUUAUAACCACAAUUUACUCAACAGAUACAUGAGGAUAAUUUGUUGACCAUUACAUUCAACUGACCACCAUAGCAAUGCUUGCUCGAAUAAUAAAACCACGAAAACUUUCAUGCCACUUCCAAUUGGCAAGUAGAAAUUACUCUGAUUUCAGUCAUGUAGUAAUUGGUGGUGGAGUAGUGGGUACAGCCAUUGCAUCUGAACUUCAAAAAGUUUCGGGUAAUAGUGUUUUACUUGUUGAAAAAAAUCAAGGUUUGGGUUUAGAAACAACUUCAAGAAAUUCUGAAGUCAUUCAUGCAGGUUUAUACUAUCCUCCAAAUUCAUUAAAAGCCCAAUUAUGUAUAAAAGGUAAAGAAAAGAUUUAUCAAGCAUGGGAUUCAGAUCCAAAUUUUAAAUCUCAAGUUCCUCUUCGCAAAUGUGGGAAAUGGGUAGUUGCUCAGUCAGAAUCAGAAAUAGAAUAUCUUGAGAAAUUAUCUAAAAAUGCUACUGAUCUUAAAGUACCAGUAUCAAUGAUAUCAGCAUCAAUGGCUGCUAAAAAGUAUCCAUUAAUAAGAGCAGAGGCAGGUGCAUUGGAAAGUCAUACCACCGGAAUAAUUUCAGCCCAUGAUUUAACUCAUUAUUAUCAAUCUGUGUUUGAAAUUAAUGAAGGAACUGUUUCAUUAAAUACAACAUUAAAGGAUAUUCAAUUUAAUCAAGGUGUACCAAACUAUACAUUAAAUUUAUUUGAUGAUGAAAAUGGAGAAUUUGAAAUUCAAGCAGAUAAUGUAAUUAAUGCAGCAGGUCUUUAUGCUGCUGAAAUUUCAAAUUUACUUCUUCCUAAUAAAAUCUCACCUUAUUUCGCUAAGGGAACUUACUUUAGUUUCGAACCAGAAACUCCAAUAAGCUCAUCUAAAAUAACUGAAGUAUUAAUUUAUCCUUGUCCUAAUCCAAAUGCAUCCUCUUUAGGAACUCAUUUAACGUUUGACUUAGGAGGUCAAUUACGUUUUGGCCCUGAUUUGGAAUGGUUGGACAUUGAAAGGGCAGAACAAAUAGAUUAUACACCAAGUUCUGAUAACCUUCAAGCAGCAUAUGAAGCUAUCAAAACUUAUUUACCAUUAAUCACUCCUCAAGCAUUACACCCUACGUAUUCUGGAGUACGUCCAAAGGUUGUUUCUGAAAUAGAAAAUAAAAAGGCAUUUGCUGAUUUUAUAAUUCGCGAUGAAAAGAAUCAAGGAUUCGCAGGAUUUGUAAAUUUAUUAGGAAUUGAAAGUCCUGGUUUGACUGCUUCUUGGUCAAUUGCCGACUAUGUUAGAGAUAUUUACCACUAGAAGAUACAUUAAUUUUUCAUACAUUUAUAUAAAAGUUGUUUGCAUUUAUAUAAAAUAUUUAUAAUACAU